Molecule: messenger RNA, 2646 nt
Organism: Stylophora pistillata
Lineage: Eukaryota; Metazoa; Cnidaria; Anthozoa; Scleractinia; Pocilloporidae
Product: beta-1,3-galactosyltransferase 5
Biological process (GO): protein O-linked glycosylation
Cellular component (GO): Golgi membrane
Molecular function (GO): hexosyltransferase activity
Source: RefSeq, a predicted model, not a curated record
AAUUUUAGGCAUAUUUUGAAUCAGUUCGAUUUUUCAACCGAAGAAUUGACUUUACAGUAAUCAAACGUGAAGCGGCUUCAGUAUUGAUGUUUUCGAUCAACAAAAUAAUUAAGAUCAUUAACAUACAAAUUAAAUAAGAGUGGACCCAACAGGGAUCCCUGUUGUACACCAGUUUUAACGGUUCUCCACGAAGAAUAUAAACCAUCAAGUUUGACUCUCUGUCUCCGUCCAGUAAGAAAACUCAAGGGAUUUGACCACAAUCCUUAAACGCCUCCCAAAGACUGACUGCGAUUUAAGAGGUCGUUGGAUCGCCAUUGCAACUGUUCCUUUACCCUCACACAAGAUCUAGCAGUGUCCUCUGGUGUGUGCGAACUGAUUUGUCUCUCUCUCCUUUUGACAACAUUUGUUACCUCAACCGGGUAGAUGGAACUUAAAAGGCACGCCGUGACGUUGAUAAGAGGCUUUCAACGAUUAUUGUCAUUAGCGAUUCGUAGCUUGAGAAGGUGCCUUCCGUCAGUUUCCAUUUGCUUCUUGCUUCUGGUUGUCUUGAGUUUAUGGCUGACACUGAAAAAUAUCAACCACAAGGUGACUCUACUGUCUUCGUCUUCUGUACUCAGAGAACCUAAAACAAAUGCUUUCAAUUUCCUAGAAAAAGACUUUUAUUCACAGCAUCAAAUUCUUCGCACAAAAUUACGGACUACCGCUGCUUGUCCACCAAAAUCGAUUCUUCUCCUUAUUUUGGUGUCGUCGAAUGUCGGAAAUUUUGAUAGGCGCCAGUUGAUACGGAAAACUUGGGGCGCUGAUCACUCGAUCGAAACCAAAUGGAAAACAGUUUUUCUAAUGGGAAAGAACAGCAAUGAGAGAGAAAUGGAGAAUGCUACGGAUGAAGCCAGAAUAUUCGGCGACAUUGUGCAAGGGGAUUACCAAGAACACUUUUGGAACAUGAGUUACAAAGUAGCGAUGGGAUUCGAAUGGGCGGUCAAAUACUGUAAUUUUUAUUACGUUUUGAAAGCAGAUGAUGAUGUAUUUGUGAAUACUCUCGGUCUCGUUGAUUUUCUAGCAAAACAUACAACGCCGCUGAGUAAAUUCUAUACAGGUAAUAUCAUGGUCGGCAGUCCUGUUUUGCGAAAUGGCAGAUAUGGUGUCUCACCCGAGGAAUAUAAUGAAACCGUUUAUAAGCCAUACUGUAGCGGAGGAGGUUACGUUUUGUCUCGCGACGUGGUGGAAAAGCUCCUGCGGUAUUUUGACGUUUUAGAGCCUCUUAAAAUCGACGAUGCAUACAUCGGAAUAUUAGCAGCAAAAGCUGGAGUUAAAGUGACUCAUAAUGAAGAGUUUCGUAUGUACGAGGACAAAUGUGAAUACAAGGAAACUACUUUAGUGCAGCAUCCAGCGCGGGGAGACUGUGCGAUAAUGCUUUACCACAGAAUGAUAGGCAGGAAAAGCAAGAUGCAUCGAAAUGAGAUGGAACAUAAAGGGUGUGCGGUGACUUUGGUUAGAAACUUAAAGCAGUUAUCUUCACUGGUUAUUCGUACCUUGAGGAAGUGUCUUCCUCUUGCCCUCAUUUGCCUGUUACUUCUGGUUGCCUGGACUUCAUGGAUGACACUGAACAAUAUCAACGAAAAGGUGAUUCUAAUGGCUUCGUCCUUUGUGUACGGGGACUCUGAAUCAAUUUUCUUACAACGGAAUGAGACAGUUAACUCGUUAGACGGAGAGGUCUAUUCCCAAAAUCCUAAACUUCGCACAAAAUUGCUAACUACUGCAACUUGUCCAGCGGACCCACUACUUUUUCUUAUUUUAGUGUCGUCAAAUGUGGGCAAUUUUGAUAGGCGUCAAUUAAUACGAAAGACUUGGGGCGCUGAUCACUCGAUCGAAACCAGAUGGAAAACAGUUUUUCUAGUGGGAAAGAACGGAAAUCAGAAAGUGAUGGAAAAUGCUUCCGUAGAAUCCGGAAUAUACGGCGACAUAGUGCAAGGAGAUUAUCAAGAACACUUUUGGAACAUGAGUUUCAAAGUUGCGAUGGGAUUCGAAUGGGCGGUCAAACAUUGCACUUUCUAUUACCUUCUUAAAGGAGAUGAUGAUGUAUUUGUGAAUACUCUUGGUAUGGUGGAAUUUUUAACCAAACAAACAACCCCAAUUAGUAAAUUAUACACCGGCCAUAUCAUGGUCGGCAGUCCUGUUUUGCGAAAUGGCCGAUAUGGUGUUACUCCCGAAGAAUAUGGCGAUACGGUUUAUAAGCCGUAUUGUAGCGGAGGGGGUUAUAUCUUGUCCCGCGACGUGGUGGAAACGUUUUUGUCGUACUAUGACGUUUCAAAGCCUCUUAAAAUCGACGAUGCAUACAUUGGUAUACUGGCAAGAAAAGCUGAAGUUAAAGUGAUUCACAACAAAGAGUUUCGCAUGUACGCGGACAGAUGUGAAUACAGGGAAACUACUUUAGUCCAGCAUCCAGCGCGGGGAGACUGUGCGAUUAUGCUUUACCACAGAAUGAUAGGCUGGAAAAGUAACAUGUACCGAAAUGGAUAGGGUGAUCCAUUGACUGCUUUUCUGUUGAAUGUCUAUGGUAAUAGUUGGAAAAUACUACUUUCCAUCAUGUAAUAGCUUUCGUGAGUUUAGCAAUUUCCACGCGCGUUCUCGCAUUUAAAAAUCUGG